AUGGUCAAAGCUGCGAUCGAGCUUUCAAAGGAAGAAUCCAAGUCAACUGCUCCAAAUUCUACCUCCGCCUCUCGUCCAAUACGCUCCAGUUCCACCAAGGUGACAACAUCCAAGCAUCGAAACAUGCUAGCAGAGAUUGACAAGGAAGAUGAUCAAGACUCGGAUUUUGAAGUCAAGUUUGACCAAGACAACCGCUCUUCCCUUUCGACGCUCGACUCAGACUCUGAUAGCAGCGAAGAAAGUGACAGUGAUGCCGAUAUCCCUGGUCAUCAACCUACGAAGUCUGCUCAGACUACAGUUGCCCCCAAAAUUCGACGAACCCGUCGCUCUGUCAAGAUCCCCAAACACUUGACGUGGUGGCAAAGAAAUCAGAUGAAACUCGAGGCCCAUCAUCCGGAAUUGAUCAAUGUCUGGGGGGAUCUUAGUCAGAAGGUCGAAGUGGUUCAACCUUCGAAAGCUGAACAACCUGAUGGUCUUGAGUUGACGCUAUUACCAUUUCAGCUGGAAGGAUUGUACUGGAUGAAAAAGCAAGAAACCGGGCCUUGGUCUGGCGGAGUACUUGCCGAUGAAAUGGGCAUGGGCAAAACGAUUCAAACAAUUGCACUGAUCCUGUCGGAUCGAGUUCCCGGCCAUCGAAAACAGACAUUAGUCAUCGCGCCUACCGUUGCCAUCAUGCAAUGGCGUAACGAGAUUGAGAAAUUUGCCAAGGGUCUCACCGUGAACGUUUGGCAUGGUGGAAACCGUUCGAAUGCCCAAGAGGAGAUGGAAAACUUCGAUGUCGUCUUGACUUCGUUUGCCGUCUUGGAAUCUGCCUUCAGAAGACAAAACUCAGGUUUCCGGCGCAAGGGACAAAUUAUCAAGGAAUCGUCUUUACUCCAUCAGAUCAAUUGGCACCGUGUUAUUCUAGACGAAGCCCAUAAUAUCAAGGAUCGAUCCUGUAAUACCGCCAAGGGAGCUUUUGAGUUGAAGGCCACAUACAGAUGGUGCUUGAGUGGAACACCACUCCAAAAUCGAGUCGGUGAACUUUACAGUUUGAUCAGAUUCCUAGGUGCCGACCCGUUCAGCUACUACUUUUGUAAACUUUGUGAUUGCAAAAGUUUACAUUGGAGCUUCUCGGACCGAAGGUCUUGCGAUCAAUGCAAGCAUUCACCCAUGCAGCACGUUUGUUUCUGGAACAACGAAAUCUUAAAGCCCGUUCAAAAGUAUGGCGCGUCCGUCGUUGGCAGUCAUGGUCACACCGCAUUCAACAAAUUGAAAGUAUUGCUCGAUCGAAUGAUGCUUCGACGAACCAAAUUGGAAAGGGCUGAUGACUUAGGGUUACCACCCAGAGCUGUUUUAGUCAGACGUGAUUAUUUCACUGAAGAAGAGGAAGAGCUCUAUUCAAGCUUGUACAGUGACGUGACACGCAAGUUCAGUACGUACGCUGAUGCUGGCACAGUACUGAACAACUACGGGAACAUCUUUCAGUUGAUCACCCGGAUGCGACAGAUGUCAAAUCACCCUGACCUUGUCCUAAAAUCUCGCGCUGCCCAGGCAGCAUUCAAAACCAUCGGCGAUGCAAACGCGCCCAACACAGACCUUAAUCAAUUGACUUCAAUACAAACAUGUCGUAUAUGUCUCGACGAAGCAGAAGAUGCAAUCAUUAGUAAAUGUCGACACAUAUUUUGUCGCGAAUGUAUUCGACAAUAUCUAGAAACGGCUACCGAGCAGGAGCCCGAGUGUCCAGUUUGUCAUCUACCAAUUACCAUCGAUCUGUCCCAGGAUGCCCUGGAAGACGAAAAUAUGGGCUCUAAAGCCAGACAAGGCGUCCUAGACCGUUUAGAUCCUGGCAAGUGGAGAACUAGCACCAAGAUUGAGGCUCUAGUAGAAGAAUUGAGUAAACUCAAUCAAUCCGAUCAUACAAUCAAGUCCAUAGUAUUUUCACAAUUCACAGUAUUUUUAGAUCUAAUCGAAAGAAGAUUACAAUUGGCAGGAUUCAAAUUGGCCAGAUUGCAAGGAAACAUGACGCCUGAAGCAAGGAACCGAACGAUCCAAUACUUCAUGAACAACAACGAUGUCCAAGUAUUUUUAGUAUCACUUAAAGCCGGCGGUGUCGCCCUCAAUCUUACCGAGGCUUCCAGAGUUUUCAUUAUGGAUCCUUGGUGGAACCCAGCCGUUGAGCUCCAAGCUAUGGACCGAAUUCAUCGUCUAGGUCAACACCGGCCGGUCGUGGUGACCAGGUUGAUCAUCGAAAAUAGCAUCGAGUCUAGAAUCGUCGAGUUACAAAAGAAGAAGGAAGCUAUGACAGGAGCCGCCUUGGGUGAUGAUGAUCAAGCUUUAGGUAGAUUGACACCUGAGGAUCUCUCGUUCUUAUUCACCCUGUAG
Messenger RNA from Puccinia graminis f. sp. tritici CRL 75-36-700-3, 2364 nucleotides. RefSeq names its product adenosinetriphosphatase. NCBI's taxonomy places the organism in Eukaryota, Fungi, Basidiomycota, Pucciniomycetes, Pucciniales, Pucciniaceae. The transcript has 9 exons. The coding region runs from base 1 to 2364 and encodes 787 amino acids. The record is from RefSeq and is a predicted model, not a curated record. Gene Ontology annotation, molecular function: ATP-dependent chromatin remodeler activity; ATP binding; metal ion binding.